AUGACUGUUGACAACAAAGAAACCUCCUACGUGUUCCAAAAACAAAUCAACGACAAGGGCCUGCUCUGUGUCGGUGCCAAGGGCGACGGUAUGUACCUCGUUCUGGAAAACCCGCACACCAAGGAGCAGAAGGUGUUGUUCGACGCUGUUUCAGGAGCAGCCGUCAACUCGCUUCCUCACCAGGACCCAGAAAUUACUGAGGCCAUGGGCCAAUUCGCCAAGGAGUCCGUUUACACUUUUGGUGCCUACUACGCCAACUACGCUGCUGAAGACCUUGGAAAGUUCCUUUGCGAGAAGUCCGGCGGCGAUUUCGCGUCUGCUCUGUGGACCAGCUCGGGUAGCGAGGCCAACGAGAACGCCAUGAAGAUUAUCAAGCAAUACCACAACGAGCUCAAGGACUACAAGAGAUGCAAGUUCAUUGGCAGAAAACAGUCGUACCACGGCUUCACCACCGGAACGCUGGCCAUCGGUGACGGAUCCAGAAAAUACCAGUUUGCCGACAUUCUGAUCGAUGAAUCUAAGACUCCAAAGGUGUCUCCAGUGUACCCUUACAGAAACCAAAAACCGGGCCAAACCGAGGAGGAAUACACUAAGGAGCUGCUGGACGAGCUGGAGCAGACUUUCAUUGACAACGACCCUAGCACGAUCGCCGGAAUGAUCAUCGAGACCGUCGGCGGCUCGACUUUCGGCACCUCCGUGCCAACCAAGGGCUAUCUGGACGGCUGCAGAGAGAUCUGCCACAAAUAUGGUGCCCUGUUCAUGCUGGACGAGGUCAUGUGUGGUCUAGGAAGAUGCGGCUACCCAUUCACCUACAAGUCGCCAGAAUUCGGUCUGUCUUCGGGCGGACCAGACCUCUGCUCGGUCGGCAAGACCAUUGGCUCGGGCUUCGUCACUCUUGCUGGCCUGCUGAUCUCGCCAGGCGUGAAAAAAGUCUUUGCCGAGGGCUCUGGAAGCAUUCUCGGCGCCCAGACCUACCACUCGCACGACUUCAACUGCAGAGUCGGCCUGGCCGUCCAAAAAAAGAUCUACAGAGACAACCUGAUCGAGAACGUCAGAAUCAACGGUGCAUACCUCAAGGAACAGCUCAAGCUCAAGCUCAAGGACGCCAAAUACGCCGGCGACGUGCGCGGAGCAGGAAACUUCCUUUCUGUCGAGGCCGUCAAGGACAAGGCCACCAAGGAGCCGUUCGAUCCAAAGGAGAAGGUCGGUACCCAGCUCGGCAACUUCUGUUUCGAAAGAGGCAUGACCAUCAUGGGUGUCACAGGCACCAUCGAGAGCAAGCUCGUCAACAACUCCGAGCUCGUCUGUAUCGGCGAUCACGUGACCAUCGCUCCAGCGUACACGUUCACCAAGGAGCACUGCGACUUCAUUGCUAACACCAUUGCCGGCGCCUUUGCCGACUUGGAGAAGAAGUAUGCUGCCUGA
Messenger RNA from Ogataea parapolymorpha DL-1, 1425 nucleotides. RefSeq names its product putative aminotransferase. The record is from RefSeq and is a predicted model, not a curated record. Gene Ontology annotation, molecular function: transaminase activity; pyridoxal phosphate binding. Gene Ontology annotation, cellular component: cytosol. The transcript has a single exon. NCBI's taxonomy places the organism in Eukaryota, Fungi, Ascomycota, Pichiomycetes, Pichiales, Pichiaceae. Bases 1 to 1425 code for a protein of 474 amino acids.